This is a messenger RNA of Paramecium pentaurelia, 2412 nucleotides long. The record is from the annotation of a GenBank genome assembly. NCBI's taxonomy places the organism in Eukaryota, Ciliophora, Oligohymenophorea, Peniculida, Parameciidae.
AUGUUUGAAAAUAAUAUGUAUUGCUUAGAACAUUUAGAAAAUAAAAUCCUCAAUGUUUGCAUUGCAAAUCACUAGUGUUAAAGAAAGCUUUGUUAUGAAUGUGCUCAUAAUGAACAAGUUUCUUAAGAAUAAUUGAUUCCAAUUUCAAAUUUCCCGGAUUACAUAUUAAAAAAAUAAAAAAACUUAGUAGAUACAACAAUAGAAAAAACAUUAUAAUUAAGACUUAAAUUUAAUUAAUUCAAGAAGUAGUUGGAGAUUUUAGGAGAACAAUUCUAAAAGUGUUUAUCAGAUUCAUUAAAAUAAAUUCAGGAGAUUUUAAAUUCAAUAGAUAGAGGAGAUUAAAUAUAUUCAAGAUUACUAAAUUUUUAUCUUAAGCCAACAGAAAUCUCCUAACUUGACUUGGAAUUAAUCAUUAGAUCAAUUAAUUAAAAUAAAUUAGAAAGAUGGAAUAUUGAUAAAGAAUCUUUUAUAAAUCCAAUAAUAGAGAUCUAAAAACCUAUAGAAUAGCAUUUAAGAGAUUUUUAAACAAAAAUAUUUGAGUAAUUAAAAGUUCUUCCUUAAUUAAAGUACUAUAAGAAUUAUUAUGAUAGUGAAAAAAUAAGAAAAAAUAAAAAUAGAAAUUGGUAAGUAGGAAAAAUAAAGACUACAGGAAUGUAAACAAAUUUUAAUCUUUAUUUUCUUGAAUAUUAAUUAUAAAAAACUCGUUUUAUAGUUGAAUAUACCAAUGAUGCAGAAAUAAUACAUAUUAAGGAUGGAGUAAAAUUGAAAAAGUAUUUUAAAACACGAUAAUAUUCAUAGAGAAAAAAUAACAAAUGAAUUAAAAUCAUAGAAUGUGAUUAGGAGUUUAGAUUAAAUAAGAUGUUUAGAAUGGACAAGAAGAAGUGAUAAUUAUUUAGAAUUUGAAAAAUGGAUGGCCUUAAGUAGAAGUGAAUCAUUUGAAUCAGGAGGAUUUUAAACAAAGGAUGGUAUAAAAAUAGGAAAGUGGAUCGAUUUAUUUGAAAACUUUAAUAGGUUAGCAUUAUUAUUUAUAAAGAUAAUCUUUAACUUUUUAUGAAGGAAACUAUAAUUACGGAUAAAAAGAAGGAUUUUGGGAUAUAUUAUCGAAAGAUCACAUAAUGUUAUUUCUUUACUUUAAUUUUAGAGGAUGCGGGGUUUAUAAUGAUAAGGGUUGUAAGAAUGGUUUAUGGGUUGAUUUACAUGAGAAUUAUUCGGAGUAAUUAGCUAAUUUUUAUACAAGCCAUUGUAAAAUCCUUUACAUCGGUUAAUAUUAAAGUGGGCAAAAAAUUGGCAAAUGGGAUACCUAUUAUAAAGAUCUUAUUAUGUUAAUAUUUCUGAAUAUAUAGUGGCGGUGGUAUUUAUAAUAAUAAAGGUUCUAAAUUUGGAAAAUGGAUAACUCUGCAUGAAAACUUUUAGGAGUCAAUAUUAUUAUUUAUUAUAGUCUGUGUUAGGUUACAUAUUCUGGAGAAUAUCAAGGAAGAAAAUUUGGAAGUUGGAAUAUUAUCUAUUAAAAUGAAAUUAUGUAAGAAUUUAAAUUCUAGUCUUAUCAUUAGUGGUGGUGGCCCUUAUGAUAGAAAGGGAUAAAAAAAUGGAAGAUGGAUAGAAGUUAAUGAAAAUUUUUUAGAGUAAAUUGAAAUUAAAAAAUUAGUUAUUGCUAUAAUCUCUAUGAAGGUGACUAUGUUGCUGGCAAAAAAUAAGGGGUUUGGACUGUAUUUAUGAAGGAGAACGAAAUAUAAACAAAAAUGUUAAAAUUAAGAUAUUUUUCUUAGAGGUGAGGGCUAUUAUAAUAAAUUUGGAUUAAAACAAGGAAUGUGGGUUGAACCAUUUAGAAAUUUUUUCUUGUAAGUAUAAUUGGUUAAAGAUAGGGGAGGCAAAAUCACAUUUAAUGGAGAAUAUGAUAAUGAGAUUAAAAAAGGGUUGUGGUUAGCUUAUUUUUAAGAAUAAGAAAAUGAAUUUUUAUAAAUGUAAAAAUUAAUUUUAUACAUUUAAAGCGGUGGUGGUUCUUAUGAUUAAAAUGGUGUAAAAGUAGGAAUUUGGAAAGAACUAUUCGAGUUCUUUUCUCAGUAUUAAUAUAUCAAUCAACAGUUUAGUCGCGGUUAAAUUAUUUACGAAGGGGAAUAUAAAAAUGGUAUUAAGUAUGGAAAAUGGAAUAUUAUACAUAGAAAGUUUAAACAUCAAGAAUUUUAAUUAAUGUAAAAUUCAUAAUAUAAUUACAAUAGAGGAGGUGGAGAGUAUGAUGAUGAUGGAAUGAAACAUGGAUAAUGGAUAGAUUUUAAAGAAGAUUUCUCAUUGUUUAAUUUUAUAUGUGAUUAUUUUAGUAGAGACAGUUUAUUUUCUAUAGAAUAUCGUCAUGGGGAUAUUAUAGGAAAUUGUUAAAGUAUUUCUAAGUCAGCUAAAAAAUCUAAUAAUAUUUGA